AUGGCCAAAGCAAAUAAAAAUCGCGAAGCAAAACUUCUUUUCGAAGAAAAAGAAGUAAUACUGUGUUUUCACGGGCCUCUGCUUUAUGAGGCAAAAAUUAUAAAAGCAGAGAAUUGGGCGCCAGGUGAUUCUAAAUCAGGAGAACUUGGUCCUCAUUAUUUUGUACAUUACAAAGGCUGGAAAAAUACGUGGGACGAAUGGGUAUCAGAAGAUAGGGUUGUAAAAAUGAAUCAGUCAAAUCUAGCCAAACAAAAACAACUCAAGGAGUCACAUGCAAUCAUGAAAAAAAGAAAAAUUGGCAAAAAAGCAAUCCAACAACAAAAUCAACAACCUGUUGUUGAGAAACCCACACCACGUACAAAAAAACGUCAAAGAGCAGACUCUGUUAAUGGAAUACAAGAUGUUGGACAAGCUCAUGAUAAUAAACAAGAUAGAAAAAGAAAGAAAGUUGUAAAGGAUAAUGAAGAACGGGAAAAGGAAUUUAUGAAACUUCCAGAAAUCCAAAUAGUACUUCCUCAACGUUUAAAAGAAAAAUUAAUAGAUGAUUGGGCAACUAUUAUGAGAGACAAAAUUUUAUACCAUCUGCCUUGUUCGAUUACUGUGGACGAGAUAUUAGUAGAUUAUUUGAAUUAUAAACGUGGUAUUACUUCUUCCACUUCUGGUGAUAACUCAUUGUCUUCUUCUACAUCCUCAUAUUCUUUAUCUUCCAAAAAUGCUUCAAAAUCGAACGAUUAUACAUCUUCAAGGUAUGAAGAUGUUCACGAGGAAAUUACGAAUGGAAUUCAGGCUUAUUUUAACACUUGUUUGGAUACUAUGCUCUUGUAUGAUGAAGAAAGAGUUCAAAAUGAAGAUGUUCACAAAACUUAUCCGGACAAAGAAUGGUCAGAAAUCUAUGGAGCAGAACAUUUGUUAAGAUUAUUUGUUGAACUUCCAAAAUUACUUGUUCACACUGAUUUAGAUGAAAAGGCUAUGGAUAUCCUUAAAGGACACUUGGCAGACUUCUUAAAAUUUUUUGAAAAAAAUAGAUCACAUUAUUUUGUGGGAAUGUAUGAACAUGAUUUGAGUAUUCCCCCUAACAAGAAAUUAAAAUCUAGUGGCAAGAGAGCAGCAAAAUCUUACUGUACAAAUUGUAGAACAUUCAAUUCGCCUGAUUGGCAUGCUGGAGAAACUCCUGAUCAAAUACUUUGUAGCAUCCCGUCACCUUCAACUCCAUCUCCAUCUACUUCGGAUGAUGGCAUCCUUAGUUAG
This is a messenger RNA of Entrophospora sp. SA101, 1248 nucleotides long. NCBI's taxonomy places the organism in Eukaryota, Fungi, Glomeromycota, Glomeromycetes, Entrophosporales, Entrophosporaceae. The record is from the annotation of a GenBank genome assembly.